This is a messenger RNA of Dreissena polymorpha, 2131 nucleotides long. Its product is annotated as twist-related protein-like. Gene Ontology annotation, molecular function: DNA-binding transcription factor activity, RNA polymerase II-specific; RNA polymerase II cis-regulatory region sequence-specific DNA binding; protein dimerization activity. The record is from RefSeq and is a predicted model, not a curated record. Gene Ontology annotation, biological process: regulation of transcription by RNA polymerase II. NCBI's taxonomy places the organism in Eukaryota, Metazoa, Mollusca, Bivalvia, Myida, Dreissenidae. The transcript has 2 exons. Bases 292 to 1074 code for a protein of 260 amino acids.
UCAUUCUCUAUCCGCGAAGGUCUCUGCAAUUAUUGACGGAACACAAACGACGCGCUUUUGAUUUGAUUGUGGGAUUGAGUCCACUCGCUCAUUGGAUGGUAGCUUUCCGUAUAAUCACGGUCGAAGUGCGAAUGGGCAAUGCUCGUGCGAAGUGCUGCUACUUGUGGUGCAAUUACGGCGACUUAACUGAAUCGCUGUCGAUGCGUCCGUCGAGGAAUAAUGCUACUUAAUUUAAGAAAACAAGUCGUCCUUUAUUGAGCAUCGCAUCAGUUGAUAUCCGGUUAUCGCAAUAUGGCGUCAAAUGGUGGAGAGUAUCGUCGACAAAUAUCAGCCUCAGAAAAAGUGCAACCCUCGACCUUCGUUGCCACAAGAGAGGACUUGCUUAUGAGGAAGACAAAUCCAUCGUUCUCAAAAUACCGACGGUUGUCAAGGGAAUUUUCGGUCGACUCGUGCGCGCAAACCGACGACGACUCGGAAAUGGACAUGCGAGACGACAACGAAGACUGUGUGUUCGCAGACGCGGACAACAGCAAACAGAGUCUCAUUUAUUUGGAUAAAAUCCGGAAGCAAAACGCACAGUCGUCGAGACUUACCAGAAGUUCGUCUUUAGUCGAAUCAGUCGACAUGCCUCUGGAUCUACGCAGUCGGUUUUUGGACCGGAUAUCCGUCGACGUCACUACUGAAACCGUGCAGAUAAGGAAGCCCGUAUUUCGGCGUGUUUAUACGAACAGCCGAGAGCGGUGGCGGCAACAGAACGUCAACAGCGCGUUCAGUGAGCUCCGGCGUCUUCUGCCGACACACCCGCCGGACAAGAAGCUUAGCAAGUCGGAAAUACUGCGUUUCGCAAUCAAAUACAUUCGUCUGUUGUCUAAAGUUGUGGAAUACCAGGAAAACAAUAAUGACCUGUCGGCUCCAAGAGUGGCAUUUGACAAUAAUAGCUGGAAAUCCGUACUUGGGCCACUAGACGGUGUCUAUCAGGUCGAUAAUGUACGACUUUUAUCUAACGCAUCGGCUUCAUCGGACCCGUCGAUGUCCCCGGAAUAUUACAGAGACAGUUUCGGCGAGGAUGAUUAGCGGCCGGCGAAGGCAGUCACCUGAUUACUUAAAUUAUGAAUGGCGCAAUACAAUGGAAAUGCUUAUAAGUAACGGUGCAGUGUAAUGUGGUCCGUAUUUGCGGGUUGCAUACUUACAAUGAUCAGUACUGGUAUGUUUGACGUUAAAAUGACUUGCAAUAAUGCGGAUUCUUUCUGGCAAAGAAAGAUCGAAAAUCAUUGUCAAAUAGUUUUACAGCGUUAUAUACUAUAGUAGUAAAUCUGUUAGAGUUGUCAGUUACAAAAAUCACACUUAGUCUUUAAAAGGAUUGCACAACAAACUGCGUGGCUACAUUCGUGCAUUUUUCCGAGGGAUUCAUGGAUGCAUAGCACGAAUCUAUGUUGUUGUGUAAUUGUCAAAAACUUACAUAAAUAUACACAAAUUGUUAUACACAAAAGGUUGUAUUAUUGUUCCUAAAAUGCGCAUAACUGACGACUAAAUUCACAGUUUUUCUUUUAAAACCUCUUAAAUUAAUUACAGAACGCGGUAAACAGCUGGCAGAUUUUGCGUUUUGCCAUUAAGAUGCUAUUAAAGUACAGGUUUACAUAUACUAAUAUAUGAGAUAAUAUAAAACUUAAAUAAUAACUGUGCGUAAAAAUUUGCAUUCACAUAUUUUCGUAUUUUACACGCGUAUUUUCCUAUGGAACAAAAGCAAAUGUCUUAUUUGAUUGAUAAAAACAUGUAUAUCAAACAAUAUCGCAAAAUAUUGUGAAGGUAUGUAAGAUAAUUGUUUUGUUGACAAACGAUUUGCGCACACCAAGUGAUUUUAGAUUUUGAUGACUUCUUAAAAAAUCCUUUUGUGUUACUUCCGGUUACUGUGUGACGCUAGGGCUCUUUGCGAACGGGAAGCGCAUCUCAACAGUAGUAGUGUCCAUUUGAAGAGCAUCCUUCCCUUUCAUAUUCACUCGAACCGUUUUCUGGUCGUAUUUGAUUGGUCAUACGAUGCGAAUUUUAAAUGGUCCACAAAUAUACGUGUUUGUUUAUGUGUUCAACAAGUCAUACAAGUGGUUGCAAUAGUCGAUUAAAAAAAGUGUCCAAA